Enterospora canceri is the source of this 483-nucleotide messenger RNA. NCBI's taxonomy places the organism in Eukaryota, Fungi, Microsporidia, Enterocytozoonidae. The record is from the annotation of a GenBank genome assembly.
AUGACAGACAACAAAUUCUACUCCUACGAGUCGCUGCUAGAGAACUUGAAGAGCACCCAGGAAGCCCGUAAGAGAGAGUACAACGAGACACAGCACCUCUACUCGAACUUAGAUCGCACCAUCCGGGACCAUCUCUUUGUGAUGGAGGAGGAGAUGGUCUCUGCGCCAAACAAGAAGGAGAUCUGCUUCAACUUCGAUGAGUUCAUGAAUGACCUCGGGAAUGCUGAGCAUCCACUCGAAUACGAGGAGACAGCAAUAAGCCACAUGAACACUGCUGAGCGCAAACACGUCUGUAGCAAGCCAGGAUGCAACAAGUCGUACACGUCAUCGCAUGGACUGAAGUACCACAUGGCCCACGGCCACUCGAAGGAGAAGGAGAACGCGUAUAAGCCAUUUGUGUGUCCAGUUGCAAACUGUGGGAAGACGUACAGAAACAGCAACGGACUGAAGUACCACAUGAGCAAGAUACACAAGCACAUCUGA